Messenger RNA from Glossina fuscipes, 748 nucleotides. Its product is annotated as transcription factor grauzone-like. The record is from RefSeq and is a predicted model, not a curated record. Gene Ontology annotation, biological process: regulation of transcription by RNA polymerase II. The transcript has 2 exons. The coding region runs from base 101 to 577 and encodes 158 amino acids. Gene Ontology annotation, molecular function: chromatin insulator sequence binding. Lineage: Eukaryota; Metazoa; Arthropoda; Insecta; Diptera; Glossinidae. Gene Ontology annotation, cellular component: chromosome.
ACUUAAUAAUCACAUACGAAAUGUUCACUUAAAUAAGUAUGCGAAGGUAUGCGAUAUAUGCGGAAAAUCUGUAAGGAGCAGCGAUGUCUUUGAACGUCAUAUGUUAGAACACACGGGACAACCACCGCCGGAAGUAAGCUGUGACAUCUGUGGACUUAAAUUAAGCGGGCCACGUGGCUUGAAACGUCAUAAGAUGAUACAACAUCUUGAAGGUGGUAAACAAGAAUCAGUUUGCCCAAUAUGUUCGAAGGUAUCACCAAAUCCGUUCGCUCUGAAAAGACAUAUUAAAUUUAACCAUGAAAUGGCUAACAAUCAUAAAUGUACUAUUUGCGAAAAGGCUUUCAAACGGCAGACGACAUUAAUCGAACAUAUGACUACACAUACUAGCGAUGUUCUUUAUAUUUGUACCUGGUGUCCAAAAACUUUCAACUCUAAUGCGAACAUGCAUGCUCAUCGCAAACGUGUGCAUCCUAAAGAAUGGGCAGAACAUCACCGCAAAAAGUAUGCAGACAAUUUCGCCCUUAAUUUCCUGCCAUCAGGGCCAAAUAGUACGGAAAAGUUGCAAAUGCAAGCGUAGUUCGUAAAAACGGCUUUGCUUCAGUUUAAUUUAACUAGUGCGUUAGUUUUUUCCAUAACGUUAUUUUAUUAGUUCAUUAUUAUCAAUCGUUGUGAUAAAGUAAAUUUUUCUUAACAUUUCACGUCUCCUUUAUUAAUACUCGGAAAAUUUUAUUUUUGCCCCCCGGCGGCU